Messenger RNA from Danaus chrysippus (African queen), 1266 nucleotides. NCBI's taxonomy places the organism in Eukaryota, Metazoa, Arthropoda, Insecta, Lepidoptera, Nymphalidae. The record is from the annotation of a GenBank genome assembly.
AUGGUACUCGCAAGAAAGUAUUCGACAAACGUUUGGAACGUAAAUACCAGACCAGCUCAAGAAAAUUCACUUCCUGACAUAUUAAAAGAAAGGAUCCAUACAAAUUCAAUUCUCCUCGGAGUCGAAGAAGUAAAGGCACCUACUUUCCCUGACUCUGUCUCAUCUGGAGAUGUUAAACUGAUUAAGAAGGAAGGAGAUUCGGUAGCUAUGGACGAAGUUGUGAUGGAAAUAGAAACAGACAAAACAGCACUACCAGUUAUGUCACCGGGGAACGGAAAGAUUUUGAAGAUGCUGGUGAAAGAAGGACAGUCUGUCAAGUCACAGCAGCCUUUGUUUCAGGUGGACGUCACUGGAGUCGCACCAGCCAAGGCAGCUCCAGCAGCACCAAAAGCAGCACCAGCACCAGCCCCGGCUGCUGCACCAGCACCUGUUGCGGCACCGGCUGCCGCACCAGCUGCUGCUACAGCCACUGCUACUCAAACCACCGUAGUAAAGAAAGGUGCUCCGGCUGGACCAACACCUGCGGCACUUAAAAUUGGAGAUCCAACUAAAACUAUAUCGGGUACAAGAACUGAACUACCGGUGCCCAUGAAUAGAAUGCGCAAACGAAUCUCUGAGAGACUCAAAGAAGCCCAAAAUACAACGGCCAUGUUAACGACGUUCAACGAGUGUGAUAUGAGCAAACUGAUGGCGUUUAGAAAGGCCAAUUUGGAGACGUUCACAAAAAAGUAUGGCGUGAAGCUGUCUUUCAUGUCACCAUUUUUAAAAGCGUCGGCCAAUGCACUGAUCGAUCAGCCCGUCAUCAAUGGCGUUAUACAGGGCGAUAACAUUGUUUACAGAGACUACGUCGAUAUAUCAGUAGCGGUCGCGACACCGAAGGGUCUCGUAACGCCGGUAGUGAGGAAUGUGGAUUCCAUGGAUUUUCCCCGUAUAGAACUAGCAAUCAAUGCUCUCGCCGAUAAAGCUAGAAAAGGUAAAUUGACGCCAGCUGAUAUGCAAGGAGGUACGUUCACUAUCAGUAACGGCGGCGUGUUCGGCUCGCUGUUGUCUAUGCCUAUCAUCAACAUGCCACAGAGCGCCAUCCUUGGAAUGCACGCUAUCUUUCAAAGACCAGUCGCAAUACAGGGAAAGAUCGAAAUUAGACCCAUGAUGUACUUGGCUCUGUCCUACGACCACAGACUUAUAGAUGGACGCGAGGCAGUCAUGUUCUUACGUAAAGUAAAAUCAGGUGUUGAAGAUCCUACAUCCAUUCUAGCUGGAAUAUAA